UAUUAAAGGCAAACAUUACAGCUUUUGAAAUCGUUCAUGCUUGCUGGGGAAAAAUAAAUAAUUUACAAAUAUUGACGUAAUGUUUUUUAUAAGACAAAGUUAACUCAUUGAUAUCAAACAUCUUAUUGUCUUCAUUGUCAUUGAUCCCAACUAUUUGUAACAUUAAAUUUGUGCCCCAACAAUUUCAAGUGCUUCGUCCUCAAUCAAAUUAAAGAUUUAAAUAGAAAUGAAGUUUCUACUAUCAGAUGGUCGCAGAAUUCCUGCUGUUGGUCUUGGUACCUAUAAAAUGAAGGAUGAAGAAGUUAAAGAUAUUAUCGACUACGCUUUAUUGGAGGCUGGUUACCAACACAUUGAUGCAGCUUGGAUUUACGAAAAUGAACGUCCAAUUGGUCAAGCAGUUAACCGAAUUCUCGACUCAGGCAAAUUAAAGCGAGAAGAUAUUUGGAUAACAUCUAAAUGUUGGAAUGAUAGCCAUGAAAGAUCUCAAGUGAUGUCAGCCUGCAAAAGAAGUCUAGAAAAUUUAGGUCUUGAAUAUCUUGACCUUUACUUGGUUCAUUGGCCUAUGGGCUAUAGUAAUGAUCCUGAAUCUGGCCUUAAAAUCUCUGAUGUUGACUACUUAGAAACCUGGAAAGGUAUGGAAGACGUAUUCAGGGCUGGUUUAGCCAAAUCAAUUGGUGUCUCCAACUUCAACAUAGAUCAGCUUGAACGCUUACACGCAAACUGUAACAUUAAACCAGCUGUUAACCAAUUUGAGGUCCAUCCAUAUUUAAGCAACUGUGAGUUGGUUGAUUACUGUAAAUCCCAGAGUGUCCAUGUUACCGCUUAUACACCUAUUGGUAAAGGAGGAUCUUCAAAUUUAUCAAAGGACCCCGUUCUGGUACAAUUGUCAUAUAAAUACAAUAAAACGUGGGCUCAAAUUGCAUUGAGGUACAACAUUCAGAGAGGAAUUUCUGUGGUUCCAAAAACAUCAAAUAAAGACAGAUUGGUCGAGAAUAUUUCCAUUUUUGACUUUGAGCUGACCGGACCAGAAAUGGAUGCUAUCAGAGAUAUAGAUAGAGAGCAACGUAUGGUUACUUUUGAUGCUACCAAGAAUCAUCCUUUUUACCCCUUUGAGGAGCCAAAAGAUUGAUGAUGCUGUUUUUUCAUGAUUUUUUCAUCCUGUAUGAUAUUGAAAUUUUUUAAAAUCGAUCUGGAAUAGUGAAGAUUGUUGGUGAUUAUCGUUAUAAUUCAUUAUUAAUGAUAUUAAAAAAUCAAUUGUGUUCAUUGGAAUAAAAGCUUUUAAUUCUUA
Messenger RNA from Tetranychus urticae (two-spotted spider mite), 1288 nucleotides. Lineage: Eukaryota; Metazoa; Arthropoda; Arachnida; Trombidiformes; Tetranychidae. The record is from RefSeq and is a predicted model, not a curated record.